AUGCAAAGCGGAAGUCACCUCUUGUUUGUCUUCCGGUCUUUCUACGCAGCAUGGCGAAUUUGGAGCAUGGUGAAGACAACCCAAAACAUGUGAGAAUGUCCGGUGAAACUCCCGACGCGUCCGUCCCGGACCAGGCGGCCCAAGAGACCCCAGCACCGGUAAAGACUGCUGCCGCCCUCCCGUUAUCGAUACCGUCGUUCGCCGCUGCCUCCGAGCUGUUGUCAGCGCCGUACUCGUGUCUGGUCAUGAACACCCACCGGAGACACAUCGCCCUGCCGCCCGUGUAUCUGAACAAGAAGAAGACGGGGAUAAAGGAGGAGCUGGAGGCCGAGCUGCUCAAGUUCUCUCAAAGUCUGAACGGAGUCCCCUUAGCCUACGACGACAUCAGGAUAGUGAGACACCUCGGAGACAUUUAUGACGACAGCGGCUACAUCCACGUGGACGUGGAAGCCAGCUUUAUUGUUUUUCAGCCGCAAAAAGGACAAAAACUACGGGGUAAGGUAAAUAAACUGGGAAUAAGCCACGUAGGCUGCUUGGUGCACGGCUGCUUCAAUGCCAGCAUUCCCAGACCGAAUCUGGUUUCUGUGGAAACAUGGAGAGACGCGGGGCCGAGGAUCGGAUCAGAGGUGGAGUUUGAUGUGACGGCGCUCGACGCCGACACUGUUGGGGUGCUGCUGAUCAGAGGACGACUGGACAAGACCAGGGUGCAGGAGCUGCUGGCCAUGUGUGAGGGCACAGAAACCAGUGUGCCUGCAGGCGAGGAGGGCACAGAAACCAGUGUGCCUGCAGGCGAGGAGGACCCAGAACCCACCCAGGAUGCUUCUGAAGAAACCCCGAAGAAGAAAAAGAAAAAAAAGAAAGUCAAAGAAGAGGAGAUAGAAGAGGAGAUACCAACCAUAUCUGCAUGCCAGCUGGACAACGGUGUAACACCAGAGCCGAAUGGGAUAAGGGAUGAGGUAAACGGCAAUGAAGCCGGAGAGAACAAAAAGAAGAAGAAAAAGAAGAAGGAAAAACGUAUAAAAGAAGAGGAGGAGGAGAUGGAUGUCUCUCACGUGGCGGUCCACGGGAGCGACUCCAGCAGUUACGUAAGUGACAAGCCAAGCAAGAAAAGGAAACGUGAAUCGGGACACGAUGUGACAUCAUCUUUUAGUGAAGAUCCCGACCCGUUAAAACCAAAGAAAAAGAGAAAAGUCAAAAUAGAGCAGCAUGCCUAAAAAAUGGUAUCUUUACAAAUUAAGUGAAACAUUUGGAAUAAUCAAGGACAUACUGAGUGUGUUAGUGAUAGCGAUGGCCCUGGAGGAAUAUUCUGACCUGUGCCUUAACCAUGAAAGAGCCUGAUUGUCAUCCCAACGUUGGCUCCUUCUCGCCUUCAUAAACAGAAUGUCGGACAUGCAAGAGAACAUGGAAAUGAGAGAUCAGGAGCCGGCUUGACAAAGAUUCCUCACUGGAUUGUAGUUCCAGCCUUCGCCACAUGGUGGAGCCAAACUGCUGCUUACAAUCAGUCUGGCUGACAAAAAUCCAGAGGCGAAAACUCACCAGCAGAGACGGUUUGAUCAUCUUUUGCUAUGCUGCUGUUUUUAUAUGUUUUCUCAUGUUCAGCAUUUAAGAAACAAAAGCCAAACGACUAAUGCCGCCCAGCUCAGUUCAAGACUUUGGCUCGUGCUUCCAUACAGUUCUUAAACAAAUUGUUCUGAGUGUGACCGCAAAGCAAGGAGAGCACGUUUUACUUAAAUCCACAGUAAUUAGUGAAAGGUCUGGAAAUAAAUCAGGCACAGUGACAGUGAAGCUAUGAAAUAUUACUUUUGUGUCACUCACUUUUGUCUUUUCAUGGAUUUUUCUUUGACUGAGAGCAGAAAUUAGCUGACAAUAAAAAAUAUAUAUUAUUCUCA
Messenger RNA from Oreochromis aureus, 1889 nucleotides. It is a transcript of the gene polr1f, whose product is annotated as RNA polymerase I subunit F. Lineage: Eukaryota; Metazoa; Chordata; Actinopteri; Cichliformes; Cichlidae. The record is from RefSeq and is a predicted model, not a curated record. The transcript has 4 exons. Gene Ontology annotation, biological process: DNA-templated transcription; DNA-templated transcription initiation. Gene Ontology annotation, cellular component: RNA polymerase I complex. The coding region runs from base 51 to 1214 and encodes 387 amino acids.